This is a messenger RNA of Heterobasidion irregulare TC 32-1, 2768 nucleotides long. RefSeq lists its product as uncharacterized. The coding region runs from base 4 to 2382 and encodes 792 amino acids. The record is from RefSeq and is a predicted model, not a curated record. The transcript is spliced from 3 exons. Lineage: Eukaryota; Fungi; Basidiomycota; Agaricomycetes; Russulales; Bondarzewiaceae.
ACCAUGGCAACAGCCCGGGUUACGCCUUCGACCUCGAGACGAUCAUCUACCUCUAUCCCCUCCCCUCCGCCAAUUGCUAGAGGUGCCACUGCACGCUCGGCCGUGACCCCGCGUGUAUCGUCAUCUCUAGCAGCCUCGCCCCGUCGCAAUUCCAUCAAAAACCCCCCGCCACCUGUUUCCAAUGGACAGACACCCGAAUCACUCGCAGCUUCUCUCAAGAACGAAACCGAGCACAAGGAGCAGCUUUUAGUCCAACUGCAGGACAAAGAUCAAGCCCUCACUGCCCUUAAACAAGAGAACAGCGGUAUCGCUUCCGCACUCAAUGCAGCCGAAACAAGGCUCGCCGAGCUUUACUCCGAGCAGAGUAGAAUGGAAGAUGAGCUAUCCGCACGCAUAGAAGUCGUAGAGAAGCUUCGGCUUCAAGUUCGCGAUCUAGAGAAGGAGAAGAGGGAUAUACACCGCAGAUAUAACGAACAGACUUCUACCUUCGAAGCAGAGCGCCAGUCGUUCUAUGACAAUGAGCAACAUCUUAAAUCUCGAAUACAAUCGUUGUCUCAAGCACGCAAACUCCCCCCUGCUCCACGGUCGCCCUCGACGGUGGCUGAUUCCGAGUCUGAGGCCGAAUGGGAUGAAGAGGACAACAACGACGCCGAUCAGCCUUCCACGCCCUCACAGCAAACUCGGAGCCUCGCUGAGGAUUCGGAUCCUGCUGAGAUGACCGCCCUUCGACUGGAGCUGUCGACACUUUCCACCUCUCACAAUUCGCUUCAGAAUACCGUUGUCUUGUUGCAGACCCAACUCAUCGAUCUGAAACGCGUUAAUAACGAACUCCAGGAGGAGAACGAGAGCUACAACAUAUUACUUCGCGAGAGAACCCUCAGUGGCCACUUUAAUCUUAUGAGGCAAGUUGGAGGCGGUAGUGACAGCCCUAGUGAGGACGGAGAUGACGAUGGUGAUGCCGAGACGGACACCACUGGGGACACUGGCAGCACGAAGACUUCCGCUCGUAGUGCCUUGGACACAGUCGACGAACGCGCCGAGGACGUGUUAGAUCCCGAAUUUGAUCAAGCCGAUGAUGGUAAGGAAGUUGACGAGGAUGGCGAGCCCUUGGCAAGCCCCCGUCAUGGCCGUCAUGGCCGUCGUCGUGGCGUCUCUCUCUCGCUUUCCCCUGGUGCAUCCCGCGGCGAAUCUUUGGCCGAUUUGCCUAUCACCGGCCCUGGUCUUGACCUCGCAGCUGAGCUUGGAAGAGCAGAGAACAAGGAUAUUCUCGAAGGGCGCACCAUCGACGACCGCGACCGUUCUGUCACCAAGGCCAGCAAACGAAGCAAGAAGAACGCCCUGGAGUCGCCGCGGAAGGUCUCACACUCUUCAGAUGCUGGUGGGCUGGAACCAAGCGGCUCGCUCAACGAUAUUGAUGCUCUCCGGAAUGAGGUCAAGUCCCUCAAAGAUGCGAACAAGGCUCUGUCCCUGUAUGCUUCCAAGAUCAUUGACCGGAUCAUCGCUCAAGAGGGUUUCGAGCAUGUGCUUGCGGUCGACUACGAGAAGUCACCGACGACCCCUUCCAUGGAUUCCAAGACGCCUACCACUACUACAAAACCUCAGCGGCGGGCUUCCAUGUUCUCCCGUUCCGCCUCGAAUCCGCCUCCUGCUCCCGCUCCGGUCGAGCGACUGACCACGUUCGAUUCUCCUCCUCUCAGCGCCAAUGCUGCGGCCAAACCCACCACCCGGAAUCGCCGGUCUCUUUCCUUCGACUGGCGUGGCUUCUCGAUGUUCGGCGGUGGUAAUGACAAGAAGGCAGACGCAACCGCAAACCUCCGCCCUCUCACGUUGCAGUCCGGAUCGAAGCCGACGAUCAUAGGAGCUCGUAAACUGGAAACCACCGAGGACGAAGAAGACCGUCGGGAGCGGGAGCGGUUACAUGCAACGAUGAAGCUCAUGGGUAUCGAGAAGCCGAUAGCCCCACCAAUGCAGAAGAGUUAUUCUACCCCCGAGAAUCCGUCCCAACCGUUCGUUUCGUCUUCAAAUCAGACCAGCCCAACGAAUUCCCUCGCUGCGUCUCGUUUCUCGUUUUUCCGCAGGCAAUCUGCCACAGACAUCCCCUCUGGUGGAUCAUCGCCCUCCGGUCUGAAUGGCAGCCCUAUCACGUUGACGCAGGAGGCGCUUGUGCAGGCCGAAGCAGAGAAUUCGCUUGCCGCGCUCGAUGCCCAGGAGCGCGCACUGAGUGCAGACAUGGCCAAGGGGUACAACGGCGGCUUUACCGAGAUUGCCCCACGCGUGAAAUCCGGCAGCAGGCGAAGUCGGACAAGCGGAGGUGGCAGCGGCAGUGGGAGCACCGUAUGGAGCGCAGGGAUGAGUCGUCACGAGGAAGAGGGCGAUGAAUGAAGGAUGGCACACGUGUUGAAGCAAACUUUUUUUUUUCACACCUUCAUGGAUAAUCCAGUGUUCUUCAACCGGCUUCUUAGAUUUGCGCGACCGUUGGCGGUGUACCCGUCAUCUCAUCCUUUCAUUAUUCGGACGGAAAGGCUUCUCAGACUCAAUAGUUCCCCAGCCUACGACUUUCCGGGAGGAGGUUGACUUCCACUUCCAUGCAUUGCGCAUUUUCUCCGAUAUUAUUGACUAUGCCAUUUCCUACCGUGUCCUGGCCAUCCAAUAUUCCCCAUUGCAUCUCAUACCUAGGUUUAUACCCUCAAUGCCCAAUGAAUGCGUGUACACGUUCAGGGAUCCACGAUUAAGUUACAUGAUCUAUAGAAUCGGAUUCUAUGCCCUAU